UUGCAGGGUGCGCAGUCUAGUUUUUAUUUUACGUCAUUGGCGGCAACGUUCAUAUACUGCGGCCAUUGGAACUGUAGGCUAGAAUGAGAACUUCUGUGUGCUGAUCCAGGCAGAAGCGCCCUCGGGCUCAACUUGGACAAAAAGUGGAAAGCUCGAAAAACCCGAGCCUGAGAUACAGCGUGACGUAAGAGAGUGAUCGAUGGAGGGUCUCAGACCUCGGUCCGCCGAUGAGAACGGACUCCAGCAAGAUGGCACCACACGCCGCGACAACGGAGAUCAACAGCAGCGCAAUGAGGGGUCGAAAUCGGAUUUGGUGGACUCGCAAUUUGGUGACGAAAGCGGUAUGAGGAGGGAAAUAAGGUGCAAGUACAGAGACCUCAUCGAUUCAGUUCAUCGAAAUAGAGAAGAUUUGCUGAGUCCUUCCAACAACAAACUCACAGAAGUUCUGGAAGAGGCAGACAGACUGUUUGUAAAUGUGCGACAGACGAGCGAAGCGGUGCUGGAUUCCAAGUUCGUUGCUGUGGCCACGGACCUGAACAAUGAGAGAGCCAGCCUGAUGCGAGACGAGGACAGUUCUUUUGACUUCACUGUAUUUGCCGAGCACCUCCUGUCCUUCAUGGGUCUCAACCGGCUGGAAACUGGGAAGGAGCAGACAGGGGAUCAAGUCAGUGGGUACCUGCCCAGCGACGCCUGGCAAAGACUGGCUCGGGGAGCUGAGAGCUGUUUUAGGACGGCGCCGACCUUCCACUACAUGUUGGGUUCCUUCCAUGCUGAGCCACCCCCUCCAAAGCAAAAGAUCGCUCGACAAAGGAAACCCCCCAGCAAGGAAGCAAAAAGGAUCAUGCCCACUCAGCUGAAAAAGCUGGAAGAGGCCAAACAAGAAGCCACCGAGAGAGAGGUGGAGAGGAUCCUCGCCUGCCUGAAACGUUAUCAUCAAGAUGACCCGUUGUCGCCGAUCCCGUAUUACGAGUUUGUUAUUGACCCUGGCUCCUUUUCACGGACGAUAGAGAACAUUUUCCACACGUCUUUCCUCCUCAGGGAUGGAUUGGCACAAAUUGGUUUGGAUCGAGACAGGUUGCCUUAUAUAGCUCCUGUGGAGGAGGAGGCCAUAGAAAUAGAUGCAGGAGGAUCGGACAACCGUAAUGCGUGUAUCAUUUCAAUGAGCCCAAAGAUGUGGAAGGAGUUCAUUGAUGCCUUAGACAUCAGGACCCCCAUGAUUCCGCCCCAAAGCACAGACAAGUAGUGAUGGAACAAACAUUGUAUCACAACGGACUCAACAUUGGUUUGUUUGUUUUUUUCCCCCUAAUUUGUUGGAUUUAAGAUGUAUUUUUGUUACUUUUUUUUGUACAAUAAUAAAAAUUCCAACAUGA
Molecule: messenger RNA, 1370 nt
Organism: Syngnathoides biaculeatus (alligator pipefish)
Lineage: Eukaryota; Metazoa; Chordata; Actinopteri; Syngnathiformes; Syngnathidae
Gene: nsmce4a
Product: NSE4 homolog A, SMC5-SMC6 complex component
Exons: 11
Coding region: 200-1243 (347 amino acids)
Biological process (GO): DNA repair
Cellular component (GO): Smc5-Smc6 complex; nucleus
Source: RefSeq, a predicted model, not a curated record